This is a messenger RNA of Malassezia vespertilionis, 1089 nucleotides long. It is a transcript of the gene SPT3, whose product is annotated as Transcription initiation protein spt3. Gene Ontology annotation, biological process: transcription by RNA polymerase II. The transcript is spliced from 2 exons. The record is from RefSeq and is a predicted model, not a curated record. Gene Ontology annotation, cellular component: SAGA complex. Gene Ontology annotation, molecular function: transcription coregulator activity. The coding region runs from base 1 to 1089 and encodes 362 amino acids. Lineage: Eukaryota; Fungi; Basidiomycota; Malasseziomycetes; Malasseziales; Malasseziaceae.
AUGAACGAGGGUGUGUUGGCGCGUGCAGCGUCAGCAGACGCGAUCGAGGGCGCAUCUGCGUACAAAUACCAGCAGGAGAUCGCACAAAUGGUACUUAUUUACAAUAUAAGCUCACAGCAGAUGUUUGUCUCGACGGAGAUUGAGAAUCCGGAUCCGCAAGUGACCCGGUUGAUUGAAGAUAUCGUGCGGAACCAAGUGAUUGAAAUGUCGCGAAAGCUUGCAGCCAGGCGCACGUCCAAAUACCUUUCGCCUGAGGAUUUACUCUUUUUGAUCCGGUACGACCGGGCAAAGGUCAACCGUUUGCGCACCUAUUUGAGCUGGAAGGAUGUGCGCAAGAAUGCAAAAGACAGUGGUGGAGAAGGGGGUGGUGGUGCUCCUGCUGGUGGUGAAGCUGGAGAAGGCCUGGAAGAAACAGUGGUUGAUGGGCCACUACGUGUCAACAAACGCAAAAUGCGUUUGCCGUGGGAGCUUUCUGCGAUAUUUAGCGAUUAUCCACGUGUGUCCGCUGGGCUGGCAGGUAAUGCGGAAGACGCGGAAGAGGAGGACGAGGAUACGAUUGAGACAAACGAGGAUAGUCUUCGAAGGCUAAAAGCAGCCGAUGACACAACCAGACGCAUGACCAGAGACGAGUAUGUAUUCUAUUCCGAAUGUCGCCAGGCUUCAUUCACAUUCCGCAAAGCCAAGCGCUUCCGUGAAUUUAUCCAUGCGGGCUUGUACUUGGACGUGAAGCCCAGCGAUGAUACGAUCGAUAUUCUCGGCUUCCUUGCGUUUGAAGUCGUCCAUGAACUAUGCACAAGCGCGGUGCGAGUCAAGACUGAAUGGGAAGGAAAAGUACGUGCUGUACAAACGUCUGCCCAGCGUACAUCUGAGCAUGACGGGAUCCGGAGCGAAGAGAGAGCAGAGGAUGCACAAGAAGAGUCCACCUGUACUCUUUUCAGUAUGCCGCCGCGAUCCGAGCCGCCAUUGGAGGCCUGGCAUAUUCGCGAAGCAUUCGCACAGCUGCAACAUGACCGCCAUCUCUUAGAGACAGGCCGCAGAACUGCAGGACCGAGCGGGGGAUUGCGUCGUACACAGGUAUUUGUUAUAUAG